Dacryopinax primogenitus is the source of this 297-nucleotide messenger RNA. RefSeq lists its product as uncharacterized. The record is from RefSeq and is a predicted model, not a curated record. The coding region runs from base 1 to 297 and encodes 98 amino acids. Lineage: Eukaryota; Fungi; Basidiomycota; Dacrymycetes; Dacrymycetales; Dacrymycetaceae. The transcript has a single exon.
AUGAAAGAGUGUUUCAAAGCACUCAAAAUCAACAAGUCGAAAUUCCUUCUUCCCAAAGAGGAGAAGCUCACAGCCUGGGUGCUGAAGAUGCACAAAUAUGCAUUUUUGUGGGCCAAGUCAGAAAUUGGACAAUUUCAAGCUGACUAUUUUGAUCUGGUUAUCUUUCUGACAGUCAAACAUGUUCUGUGGCAGGAAUGGAAUAUUCCAGUGCUGCCUGCCCUUAUGGAAGAUGUGAUUAAAGUCCUCUGCACCAAGGUAGCUGCAGGCACCUUCAAACACUCUCAGUCUGCAUAUUGA